UUCAACUGCAACCAAACAACAACUUUUGACAUUAAUUAUUGGUGAGCUAUUGCCGUGAGGAACUUUGUCUCCUUUAAACACACGCAACUUGCUUUACUAAUUUGGGUGAAGGCUCUUCUUUCAGCGCAAACUUUGCAUUUCCAGCUUCUGUAAUUGAGGCCGCCAUUGAUGGGGAAUCCUCAUGUCGCCAUUUUCCCGCUGAGCGGAGCAAUGGGGCAUUUGCUCCCAUUAGUUCAGUUUGUAAAACAGCUGUGCAGUCUUCAUGGCUUCUCCAUAACUCUCAUCAUCAGCAAGUGGCGGUGGACUUCUCAGCAACCCGCAGUGCUUCAACUAUUGGCAUCUUCUGGUCUAGAUAUCCGCUUUAAAGAGAUUCCUGACGUGACAGUGGAUGAAGACGAGGCAGACAUGAAAAUUGAAACUCUCAUAUCAAAGUUCGUGCUGAAAGCGAAGCCACACAUUGAAGAUGCUCUCCAAUCCUUGCAUUCGUCUUCGCCCAUCUCUGCCUUCGUUACAGAUUUCUUCUGUACUGACCUGCUCAACGUUGGUGCCAAGCUGAACUUGCCAACUUAUUUAUUCUUUUCGGCCUCGGCUUCUCUUCUUUCUUUUAUGAUGCACCUCCCAACACUCGUCUCAGAGAUUGAGGUGUCGUUUAAAGACGCCGAUUUUGAUGUCGAGGUUCCGGGGCUCCCGCCGAUUCCAGCCAGAGAUCUGCCUACUCCCAUUCAAGACAGGUCGAAGUCCGCCUUUAAAUGGUUUGUCUACCAUUCCUCCCGCUUCAAGGAAGCAUCAGGGAUUCUCAUUAACACCUUUGCUGAGCUUGAGGAGGAAGCCAUCAAAGCCUUCAGCACGCCUGCAACGCCUCCCAUCUAUCCAAUAGGUCCCUUGUUGCUCCCAGAAUCUGAUACCCCUGAUGAGUCCAGCUGCCUCAAAUGGUUGGAUGAGCAGCCUCCCUCGUCUGUUCUGUUUGUGUCCUUUGGAAGCGCAGGCGUUUUGUCGAGGGAGCAAAUUACAGAUCUGGCAAUUGGGCUCGAAGCCAGUGGGCACCGGUUCCUGUGGGUGUUGCGUGGGUACAAAUCUGGGGACUCUUCUUCUCUGGAAACUGACAUUUCUCAGCUUUUACCAGAGGGUUUUGAGAGUCGAACCUGGGACCGUGGGCUGGUGCUUCUCAAUUGGGCCCCUCAAGUACCGAUUCUUUCUCAUCCCUGUACCGGAGGCUUCCUUUCUCAUUGUGGAUGGAAUUCUACGUUGGAGAGCGUCUGUCAUGGAGUCCCAAUGAUCACUUGGCCUCUGUUUGCUGAACAGGCGAUGAACAAGGUCAUACUGGUGAAGCAGAUUAAGGUAGCCAUAGAUUUGAAGAUGGACCAGAAGGGAUUUGUGAAGAGAGAAGAAGUUGAGAGAGCGGUGAGGAAAUUGAUGGAAGGAGAAGAGGGAAGAAUGGCGAGGAAGAAAAUGAAGGAAUUGAAGGAGAAGGCUAAGAUGGCAGUCAUGGAAGGAGGGAGUACGAUCAAGGCCACAGCCCGUGUAGCCGCAGAUUUAUCAGCAUCAACUAUAAAUGUUAUGUAAUGAUAUAUAUUUCAAUUAGAUUUACUAUAAUUUAUGUAAUACUCCUCGAACCUCUCCCUAGUACCAGAUCGACUGAACUGUUGACGGAUUUUGUUUGAGAGUUAAUUCAGUCGUUGGAUUUUGUUUUAGAGUUAAUCGCUUCUAUGGUAUCAGUGAGCACCAUGUAUCUGAAACCAUUAUUAAUAAAAUCAUCAAACCUAUGCUCAAAUGAUGCAUGGUAUUUUAAA
Cryptomeria japonica (Japanese cedar) is the source of this 1790-nucleotide messenger RNA. Its product is annotated as UDP-glycosyltransferase 72B1-like. The coding region runs from base 169 to 1563 and encodes 464 amino acids. Gene Ontology annotation, molecular function: UDP-glycosyltransferase activity. The transcript has a single exon. The record is from RefSeq and is a predicted model, not a curated record. Lineage: Eukaryota; Viridiplantae; Streptophyta; Pinopsida; Cupressales; Cupressaceae.